Messenger RNA from Moneuplotes crassus, 1287 nucleotides. NCBI's taxonomy places the organism in Eukaryota, Ciliophora, Spirotrichea, Euplotida, Euplotidae. The record is from the annotation of a GenBank genome assembly.
AUGGAGUCAGGAUCUGCAUUAAAAAGUUUCGUUGAGUAUACCUCUGAGCAUCACUUCCCAUUGGAGAACAUUCCCUAUGGUACUUUCAAGAACCCAGAGAGUAAUGAGAUUCAUUGCUGCACUAGAAUUGGAGAUUUUGUUGUUGAUUUAGCAGCGCUCCAUGAUUUGGGUCAUUUCUCAGGAGAUAACCUCAAGAGUGAAAAUGUAUUCAAACAUGAGUUCCUCAACACUUUCAUGGCCUUAGGAAGACCAUCAUGGACUGAAGCUAGGGCCACAAUUCAGAAUUUAUUUGCUGAAGGAUCAUCAUUUGAGAAUGAUGAAGAUGGAAAGAGCAAAGCUCUCUUUGCUUUUGAUAAAGUUGAGAUGACCCUCCCAGUUGAUAUCAAGGACUACACAGAUUUCUAUUCAUCAAAGAAUCAUGCAUAUAACGUUGGAUGCAUGAUUAGAGGUCCAGAUAAUGCCCUUCAGCCAAACUAUACCUAUUUACCGGUUGGAUAUCACGGAAGAGCUUCCUCAGUUGUCGUCAGUGGAACUGAUGUAAGAAGACCAAAAGGGCAAGUCUCAGCCGAUAAGAAGGUUCCAACAUGGAGCGACUGUAAGAGAUUAGAUUUUGAACUCGAAAUGGGAGCUUAUGUUGGAGUAGGGAACGAACUUGGAAAGCCAAUCAAGAUAGCAAAUGCCUCUGAUCAUAUCUUUGGACUAAGCUUGUUGAAUGAUUGGAGUGCUAGAGAUAUUCAGGUUUGGGAAUAUGUUCCUCUUGGACCAUUCAAUGCAAAAAACUUUGCUUCUACUGUAUCUCCAUGGAUUAUCACUCUUGAAGCUUUAGAGCCAUUCAAAAUUGCCCACCAGGAUCAAGACCCAGAGCCAAUGCCAUACUUGAGGGAAGAUAAUCCUUCAACCUAUAACAUCGACCUUCACGUGGGAAUCCAGUCAGAGAACAUGGAUGCUCCGCAUGAAGUUUGUCUCAGCAAUUUCAAGCAUUUGUACUGGAAUGUUAACCAACAAUUGACUCAUCACGCUGUAACUGGAUGCAAUAUGAGCACAGGAGAUUUCCUCGGCUCUGGAACUAUUAGUGGCACUGAAAAAUCAGAGAGAGGAUGAUUACUAGAACUCUCUUGGGCAGGUAAAGAAAAGGUUUCUCUUGGAAAUGAUGAAGAAAGAGUAUUCCUCAAAGAUGGAGACUCAGUCCAUAUGACAGGAGUCUGUAAAGGAGAUGGAUACACUGUUGGAUUUGGAGACUGUGUCGGAAAGAUUCUUCCAGCUUUAGAUGAUUCUGAAUACUUUUAA